Pseudo-nitzschia multistriata is the source of this 695-nucleotide messenger RNA. Lineage: Eukaryota; Bacillariophyta; Bacillariophyceae; Bacillariales; Bacillariaceae. The record is from the annotation of a GenBank genome assembly.
CGCCGACAAUUGGCGCAUAAUUUUUUGGAAAGUUCCGUUUUCGAAAAAGUUGCAAUCACGUCAUAAUUGAAAAAUAUCGUAACAAAAACUACUUUUCAGUGUACCUGAACUCCAAUACCGAGAAUUUGAUCAGAACCAUCAUGAGCGAGCAACAAAAAGCAAAAUGUCCCGCACUAUGUAAAAUGGGCUGCGGCUUCUUCGCAUCUGAGGCAACUGGGGGUUGUUGCUCCAAGUGCUGGAUGUCGUCUAUCAAGAAGGAAAAGCCAGCUGCUGCCGACGUUGUCGAAACUCCCACCAGCAAGARCACCACAGAGAUUGACACGAGGUCGAGAAAACAGAGAGAAGAGCAAACGGAACUAYCAGCAGAAGCUUCAUCCGCUGUAACGYCAUUGAAAAAGUCAUCGGAGAAGGUAGAUUCCGAUGCAAGUUCUUCAACGGCCCMAGUCGUCAAGAAGAAAAAGAAGAAGAAAGGGGGUUACAAGAACAUGAUGGCAGGAAUGAUGGCUGGUUCUAACAAGAAGGAUAUUGCCAAGGAAAAGGCUAUAUUAGCGAAGGGACUCGGGGGUGGCGCCUUUUCGAAAAUCGAGAAGAUCUAGAGACGAGCAAACAAACACUGCUAAAGAACGCAGACAAAAUGGUUUCCRGUGAACAUAAUUAUUGUAAUGAUAGCUUUAUAUUAAAGAKAACAGUCUUCG